AACUAUACUCGAAGCAAGAUAUUAUAAAACCUUCGUAUUUUUUUUCUAGCCUGGGCUUCAGCUCGAUGGCCUAAUACCCGGGCUUCCUGUGAGCAGAGACCAGCACAGCAGCAAAGAUGAUAAAAAAAAAAAAACAUAUGACCACCAAUUGUGGAUCACUCAUGAACAAAGUUUCCAUACAUCAAUGAGCCCAAAAAGAGGCUUGCAGCCUGUUGAUACCAAUCUUCUUGGACUUGUGACGAAUCUUUAGUUUAAAUCAUGAUGAUAAAAGAGUUUAAGCUAUGGAUUAAGAUCUCCCCUCCGCAAAUCUGUGAUCUUAGCUGCCCACAGAAUUCAGUUCAGAGGAUGCGAUAAGAGAUUGUGGUGGGGUAGGCAACGUGAGGUCCAUAUCUCACCUUUUACACUCUCUGGAUAAGAGUAGAAUCCAGAAAACAGAAUUCCAUUGGACGUCAAUUCCCUGACUUGGCUUUACAUUUCUAUUGCCCAUCACAGCAACUUUCAUUUCUCUCCAAGGAAUUCAUCUUCUUGCUCAGCUUGAUCACCAAAAACCAAGUCCUAGCAAGAAUCAAUGGCAGCAACCAUGGCAACAAUGGCAAUACUCAAUGCCAAGUGCUUGAGCAUCAACUCCAACAAGAAUAUCAGUCCCACCAAGCCAUCAACAAAACCUGUCUCUCUUCUCUCCAUGCAAAACCUCCCAAAAGGCCUAACCAUCUCAAAACCAGCAGAUAACACUGUCCUGACCGGUACUGCUAUUGCCGGUGCUAUCUUCACAACCUUGAGCUCAUGUGAACCUGCUUUUGCUGCGCAACAAAUCGCUGAAAUAGCAGAAGGUGACAACCGUGGUCUAGCGCUCUUGCUACCACUCAUACCAGCCAUAGCUUGGGUGCUUUUCAACAUCCUCCAACCAGCACUUAACCAAAUUAACCGCAUGCGUCAGACCAAAGGGGUGAUCGUUGGGCUUGGACUUGGUGGAUUGGCUGCAUCAGGUUUCAUAUCAACACCACACGCAUCAGCUAGUGAGAUUGCCAUGAUUGCUGAUGCAACAAGUGACAACAGGGGUACUCUUCUGUUGAUUGUCGUUGCUCCUGCUAUUCUAUGGGUGCUCUACAAUAUUCUACAACCGGCUUUGAACCAAAUCAACAAGAUGCGGUCUCAGUAAGAAAUAUAAACAUGUGGGAUUUUGUUAGGGGUGUGAUUAGCAUAAAUUUACUUGUAAUUGCACCUUGUGUUAAUGGAACUUUCUUUCUUUUGAA
Molecule: messenger RNA, 1253 nt
Organism: Populus trichocarpa (black cottonwood)
Lineage: Eukaryota; Viridiplantae; Streptophyta; Magnoliopsida; Malpighiales; Salicaceae
Product: photosystem II core complex proteins psbY, chloroplastic
Exons: 1
Coding region: 569-1159 (196 amino acids)
Biological process (GO): photosynthesis; cell redox homeostasis
Cellular component (GO): photosystem II; chloroplast thylakoid; membrane
Molecular function (GO): manganese ion binding
Source: RefSeq, a predicted model, not a curated record